AUUUCUAAGUAAUAAACUAAUUAGUCCUUAGGAAUCCUAACUCAACCCUACGAUGAUUUCAGGACAUGCGAAUUGAGGUUUUGACUUGGACGGUACGAGCAUGGACGGAGGACUCUCUCAAACCAUGAUGAAUGGUCGGGCGGCGCUAGAUCCUCCAAGGUUUUUCUCUACUUUUCGUUGUUUCACUUGAAACCACAGCUAGAAAGGAACCCUAAUUUGAUCUUUAGGACUUAAACGAAAGAAUGAAAUAGAUGAUGACAAAAAGAUGUUUGAUCGAAAGUAAAAUUGAAAUUAACGAGUAGCGGAGUUUAAAGAGAGGGCUUUAGUUUCAGGCUUGAAUUUGCAGAUUGGGCUUGAGUCCUUGUAUCUUCACUAAAAGCCCAGACCACAUGAUUCUCAUUUUAGCUUGAAACACCAAGUCCAACUGGAGUGUUGAUGCACGGUCAUUUUGGAGGACUGUCUCCCUUCUUCUUCCAGGCUUCUGUGCGAGAUACCCUGCAACUCUUUCAGAAAAUAGAGCAAUAUGAUAAACACAAAAGUAAAUCGACAGACUAUGUUUUUAUGUGGUUUCUGACAAGCAAAUUUGCUUUGCCGACUAGUCCACAGUCGAAUGAUCACGGUGGUGUGAUAUCCGACGAUCUACUAUUUGUAUGAGAGUUUCGGCUUCGAACAGAGAUACACUGUCUAUCCGUCGAUCAAACCAAACUUAGAUGAUUGACGCUCUACCCACUGUGAACUAUCCCAGCUAUCCAGCUACAUCGUAAUCCAACGCUCACUCUCAAACACUGAUUCUCCCCGAAUUACAGUUUUUAGUCUCUUUUGUAACCAAGACUACUAGCAGAUUCCUUAGCUCUCUGUCAGUAUUGAUUUACGAAAAGGUUAUCUUAUAUAACCGUUAGCUCCAAGUAUGCAAUUUUCUUCAAUUUGAAAAGCUUCCUCUUUUGUCACUUGAAUGAGAUGUCCGUUGGCGUUAAUCAUGGAGAAUUUUUCUCCAAAUUAAAAACCUUCUAGUUCUUCCUGCUCUGCGUGAUUUUCCAUCUUGCAGAUUUGAUCUUUCUUUCCUCUUGUCUUCAGAUCGCCAUUAUGUUGACUCGCUUUCCUUCAACAAUCUCCCCCUAAGCCAGUUAAUGAUCUUUCCUUGCAUAUGCAGUCCCUACACACACUUAGACAAACCAUUACGUGCAGACUGCUCUUAUACAGAAGUUAAAGCAAGUAGAACGACACUAAGAAAAUUUAAUUUAUCUUAUUAGGAACUAGGUGUAGCUUAUCGGACUGCAAGAACUCAAGUUGCUUGACUUAACCAGAAAUCAAAAUAGACUCAUCUUAAAACAAAGAGAAAACUGUCUCGACUAAACCCAUGUUCUGCAAAAGCAAGAACUUUAUCGACCCUGACAGAAGAACUAAUAAGUGGAUUUCUCCCCCUCAGAUUCACUCCCCCUUAUACUAGUGUCUAUCUUAGAAAGGAUAGGUUGGUGAUGACAUGUAGUCAGAGAUUCCUGCAUCAUCAUUGAUGCCUUCAAGCUUAUCAUCUUCAUCAACUUCUUCUUUGAUCCCACUUGUGCUCGCAACAUGGUCUCCUUGAGUAGCCUGAUCAGACAGGUCAGCAGCCAAAUCAACAAUGUUGAGACCUUAUGCAGGUGGAGGGACUACAUUGCUAACUCCCCCUGGAGCAUUGACGCGAGGACGAUGGCCACCCACAAUAGCAUCGACCUUGCGGAGCACGAACUAGGCAUAGAGAUGGUCAAUCAGUUCUGCGGGAGAGACCUUGUAGCGCAGAUAAACCCCUAGGGAUUGAAGGAGCAACGUAAUUUGAGGGGCGAAAGGAAGAGCUCCCUCAUAAUUAUCGUUGUAGUAGGUAAUCAUGUGCCCAAACAUGAGGUGGGGAUAGCUGAUAGCACGAUGUUAUUUGGCACUGGCGAGAAUCCACAGAUCAGUUUGGUGGAUAGUGGAAUGACCAUAGGAACGGGGAAGAAACACACGAGUAAUGUAAUAGUGGAGGACUUUGAGAUCAUCAGGUAAUCUCCCAAAAGGAUAGGACAUUCGGGUAGACACGACCUGUAUCUCGUGUGUACUGUCGAAUGAUAGCAAUUUCAUUAAAUCCGAUAGUAUGAAAAUCUGAGACAUCCAUGACCUCAGCUCCAGUAAUAGGAAUCCCAAGCAGUGAUAGUAACUCCACGUUGAUUGUGAUCAAGUAAUUGAACACGAUGGUAGUGAAUGAGGGAGGAAUAGUGUUGAAGCAGGGUUUCAUGUUCGCAUACAACAUGCGAACUGCUUCAGGAUGAUGACUGAAAUGCUGAUUGAGAAGAAUAUCUUGAUGCAUGAUAGUAGGAGUGUUCAAAUGGUUACCAUGGUUAUUACCAAACCAAAUAAGGCUACAUUUCAUUAACCAUGGAAUACAAUAUCAUAACCAAACCGUCCAAACUAAUACAACAACCAAAUUAACCAAACUAAAGUUUAAUCGGUUUGGUUAAUUGGUUAACCAGAUUAACCAAUAUAAAAUCAUAUUAUCA
Molecule: messenger RNA, 2510 nt
Organism: Linum trigynum
Lineage: Eukaryota; Viridiplantae; Streptophyta; Magnoliopsida; Malpighiales; Linaceae
Source: the annotation of a GenBank genome assembly